Molecule: messenger RNA, 1366 nt
Organism: Zingiber officinale
Lineage: Eukaryota; Viridiplantae; Streptophyta; Magnoliopsida; Zingiberales; Zingiberaceae
Product: ubiquitin-like domain-containing CTD phosphatase
Exons: 6
Coding region: 19-1062 (347 amino acids)
Cellular component (GO): nucleus
Molecular function (GO): protein binding; phosphoprotein phosphatase activity
Source: RefSeq, a predicted model, not a curated record
CCGAUCGAGAGAUUGACCAUGGCGUCCUCCUCCUCCUCCGCAGCUGAGGCGGCGACGAGCUCUGCCGUCGGAAUGGAGGGAGGCGAGUUGUCCUUGGCGACGGAGGAGAUUACGCUGGCGGUGAAGUGGAGCGGGAAGGAGUAUACCGUGAGGGUGUGCGGCGACGAUAGCGUGGCGGAGCUCAAGCGCCGCAUCUGCGAGGUGACCACCGUCCUGCCCAAGCGCCAAAAGCUCCUGUACCCCAAGCUCGCCGCCAAGCUUGGCGAUGACUCCCUCCUCAUCUCACAGCUCAACCUCAAACCCGGCGUCAAGAUGACCAUGAUAGGUACUAUUGAAGAUGAAAUUAUCGUGGACCAAGUGGAUUCUCCAGAGAUAAUAGACGAUUUUGAGCUUGGGCAAGAUGAAGUCAUAGACAUAAAGGAUAAAUUUGUGAAUAAGCAGAAAUUGUUGCGAAGGAUUUCUCAUUAUAAGAUCAAACUUUUGAAUCCAUGUCGCCAAGGAAAGAAGCUGCUUGUUUUAGAUAUUGAUUAUACUCUAUUUGAUCACAAGUCUGCCGCUGAAAACCCACAUGAGUUGAUGCGGCCUUAUCUUCAUGAAUUUCUCUCUGCAGUUUAUGCGGAGUAUGACAUCAUGAUAUGGUCAGCGACUGGCAUGAAAUGGGUGGAGUUGAAGAUGGGACAGCUUGGGGUUCUGAAUAAUCCCAACUACAAAAUCACUGCUCUUUUGGAUCACAUGGCCAUGAUCACAGUGCAAUCUGAUUUUCGUGGGAUGUUGGAUUGCAAACCACUUGGCCUGAUCUGGGCUCAAUUUCCUGAGUUUUAUAGUUCAACAAAUACAAUAAUGUUCGACGAUCUACGAAGGAACUUUGUGAUGAACCCACAGAACGGUCUCACCAUCAAACCUUUUAGGAAAGCCCAUCUGAAUCGAAGCAAUGAUCAGGAGCUGUUGAGACUAACACAAUACUUGCUGGCCAUUGCGGAACUUCCCGAUCUUAGCCAACUCGACCACAACAUCUGGGAAUUGUAUGCCGAAGAUGGUCCAAAAAGACGCAGGCACAUAUAGUCAAGUAUGCUUAUUCAACAGAGGCCAUUACUAUUGUUUUGCAAAGUGCUUGUUUCGUAUGCUUGUGAUCACUUAGUAGAUUGUUAGUUCAACACAAUUUGUCAGGGAAUUCAUACAAGUCACUCACUUAUUUGUUUUCUCAUUCUCAGUGCUAUAUUUAUCAAAUAUGGAAAAUUUACGUUCUGUUAUACAAAUCUUUUUUGCAAGAUUUGUAUAACAGAACCAAGUUAGCUUGUGUGGAUGUUAAUCUCACUUAUUUUCAGUGUGAUCAAAUUGGUGAUAGAUUAUCGAACAUUGUUCUUUA